GUGGUGGAGGGCCGGUGGUUGGCUGUGAAAGGGGCGGUGAGCGAGGUGCUCCGGUCUCAAGGCGAGGCUUGGCCUCCCCAGCAGAGACGGGGGGAAGCGGCGGCGGCAGCGGCGGCCCUUGGGCCGGCUGGUGAGGCGAUGGCGGCGCCAGCCCCGGGGCCUGGGGCAGCCUCCGGCGGCGCUGGCUGUAGCGGCGGCGGCGGCGGCGCUGUCGGCGGCUCGGGCUCCGGGUCCGGGUCCGCGGGGGCAGGGGGCCGGCUGCCCAGCCGGGUGCUGGAAUUGGUGUUCUCCUACCUGGAGCUGUCCGAGCUGAGGAACUGCGCCCUGGUGUGCAAGCACUGGUACCGCUGUCUGCACGGUGAUGAGAACAGCGAGGUGUGGCGGAGCCUUUGCGCCCGCAGCCUGGCAGAAGAGGCUCUGCGCACGGACAUCCUUUGCAACCUGCCCAGCUACAAGGCUAAGGUACGAGCUUUCCAGCAUGCCUUCAGCACUAAUGACUGCUCCAGGAAUGUCUACAUUAAGAAAAAUGGCUUUACUUUACAUCGAAACCCCAUUGCUCAGAGUACUGAUGGUGCAAGGACCAAGAUUGGUUUCAGUGAGGGCCGCCAUGCAUGGGAAGUGUGGUGGGAAGGCCCUCUGGGCACUGUGGCAGUGAUUGGAAUUGCCACAAAACGGGCCCCCAUGCAGUGCCAAGGUUAUGUGGCAUUACUGGGUAGUGAUGACCAGAGCUGGGGCUGGAAUCUGGUGGACAAUAAUCUACUACAUAAUGGAGAAGUCAAUGGUAGUUUUCCACAAUGCAACAAUGCACCAAAAUAUCAGAUAGGAGAAAGAAUUCGCGUCAUCUUGGACAUGGAAGAUAAGACUUUAGCUUUUGAACGUGGAUAUGAGUUCCUGGGGGUUGCCUUUAGAGGACUUCCAAAGGUCUGCUUAUAUCCAGCAGUUUCUGCUGUAUAUGGCAACACAGAAGUGACUUUGGUUUACCUUGGAAAACCUUUGGAUGGAUGACAGUCGCUUUCUUGGGGUGAAAGACAGAAUGGAGGAGAUAUCUGCUUGUGGAAAGUAGAAUCAUGAAGUGACAGUGUCAUACAUGCAUGCCCAAGAAACAUCCUGAAAAACACACGAAAUUGUUAACUGGAGAAGCAACUCUAUGGCAGAGCUUAUCUUAGUGUUUCCUCUUUGUACUGGGCCAGAAAAAUCCUCAGGGUUGCAGUUGGUUGAGUGGGCAGUUGACAUAUGCAUGUUGCAACAGAUUUUGUCUCUAAGUUAGCAAUGUGUCAUUUCCAACUUUUAAGGUGAGAUUUUAGAGAUGCUAUAAAAGGGAUAAGAUAAGGAAAUAGCAAGAUUUUUAAGCAGUGUGUUUGUGAAGAAAGACUGAUACUGUUUUACAACUGCCUGUUUUUUCUCCAGACCCUUUUUUCCAGCCAGCUUGACUAUUAGAAAAGUAUGAAACUGGUUGGGUUUUAUUUAAUAUUUUUAAUAUAUUGAGAAGCAUGGUCUGCCUGGACUGCACUUCUCUAACAGUGAGAUGUAAAAUUGUGCAGCUAUUUUAAAAGUUGUAUAUAUAAUAAGUGUGUAAAAAAACUGUAAAAAAAAAAAAAAAACAAAACAGGACAAAGGGGUUGCUUUGUUCUAGUUCAAUUUCUUAAAAACCACUACAUGGUACAAAAUUAGAAUAACAUUUAGGGAAAAUUAGGUAACUACAAAGAAGAGGAUUUUAAGAGGAGAUGUGUUGUAUUGGCUCAUUUUUACAUUAAUUUGGUUUACAGUUUCCAUAGCUAUUACAGUCUGGUAUUUUUUCUUUGAACGAUCAAAAUUAUUGUAAAGACCCCUCAGUGUCCUGGUUUAAGAUUGAGGGAAGGCAAAUUUUAUUUCUAAUCAUACAUAGGUCAGUAGUAAUAACAAUAAUGUGCAUCUUAUAGUAUCUGGUUUUAUAUUUUGGCCUUUUGAGAAAGUGUCUCAUAACAAUAUAGAACAUUGCCAUUUGCUCUUACAGGCCCCAAAUAUGAAAGCUGUUAGUCACAGGCCUUUGGAGAAGAAUUAAUGGUCCUUUUAUUUUGUAACUUUAUAAUGCUGUAGAUACUAUAAUUUUUUUUUAAAUUUCAUAUUGUUUACAUCAUGGCAACAAAUCUAAGCCUCAAACUCUUCAUUGGGGUUAUCAAGAAAAUGUUUACUCACCCAUCUGAAACAGUGCCAGCCUGAACCCAGGUUAAGAAUGUUCUUAAUCUCAUUAUAGAUAAUUGCCCCCAUGGGACUUGAAAUAAAAUACCUUGUGCUGAAAAUGAAAACUUCAGGUUGGCAAUAUUUUGAAGGUUUCCUUAUAGAAGAGCUUGACAUUAAUUCCUAAUUUGAGUUUUUGACUAAUAAAUCUAAUUUCACUAAUACUCUUGAAUUAAUAAUCUAACAUACAUGAGCUGAGAUUUUCUUUUGUUAUAAGAGAAACAAACAUCAUCUUUCUGUAUGAAAGUAUAAAUGUAUGGUUUCAGAUGCAUCUUUGUGAUAAGAAUUGACUAAGGCAGGUGGUUCUUUGCCUUUCAGCUUAUUGCUGUGUGUAAUUUUGUUUUAAAUCUAAUCAAAUUAGGGACAGACAGUAAGCAGCUGGCUGGAGUUCUUGGCUUGCUCCUUGAGAGUUAAGAUUAUCAAUACUCUUAUGAAGCAGGGGAUUUCAGUCAUGAACAAAGAUUUAUUUUUGCCACUUGACAGGUUUACAAAUAUUUAUUGUAUAUUUGGUAUGUUGCUUACAGUUGAAAUCUGUUAAAGAUCCUUUUCAAUAUCCAUGUCAAGAAGAAACCUGGAAACCAUAUUUAAUAAUAGUACAGAGUGAAAUUAUAUGUUAAAUGUGUUAGAGAAUGUAGCUGCUACAGAAAUUGAUUUUUCUUGGUGCAGAACAACUCAAUUUGGCAAAGUUUAGAAUUUGAAGAAAAGAACUGGUUCAGGAUGAAGGUUGAUAAAUGAUAAGACAAUAAAGUCCCUUAUGUGCUUGGUUUUUUUUUUCAGGGAGUGAUAUAGCCAAUUCCAAGAGCUUUUGCUGAGAGUUUUGUU
Molecule: messenger RNA, 3039 nt
Organism: Neomonachus schauinslandi (Hawaiian monk seal)
Lineage: Eukaryota; Metazoa; Chordata; Mammalia; Carnivora; Phocidae
Gene: FBXO45
Product: F-box protein 45
Exons: 3
Coding region: 139-1005 (288 amino acids)
Biological process (GO): proteasome-mediated ubiquitin-dependent protein catabolic process; synapse assembly involved in innervation
Cellular component (GO): synapse; SCF ubiquitin ligase complex
Molecular function (GO): protein binding
Source: RefSeq, a predicted model, not a curated record